Molecule: messenger RNA, 11225 nt
Organism: Belonocnema kinseyi
Lineage: Eukaryota; Metazoa; Arthropoda; Insecta; Hymenoptera; Cynipidae
Gene: Hml
Product: hemocytin
Exons: 43
Coding region: 242-11206 (3654 amino acids)
Cellular component (GO): extracellular matrix; extracellular region
Molecular function (GO): peptidase inhibitor activity; protein binding; chitin binding
Source: RefSeq, a predicted model, not a curated record
UUUUAAAUUUCUUGUUAUCGUCUUCUUCCAUUAUUGUAUUUUGAUUCUUGCAACUUCAACUCAAGGGGAAGAAAGUUCCAUCGGCGAAAGGAUAGAAAAGUUUCCUCAUACUGAAGGUGGAGUAAAAGGCGGAGUAAAAGGUGGAGUAAAAGGUUAUGAAAAAGCUAGAAAUAGAAGUCGCUGUACUUCAACACCUGUUCCGCCAUUAAACGGAAACGUAAAUUGUUCAACAUACGGCUAUAUGUUUAGUGACUGUCGAGCAAAAUGCAUUCCAAAUUAUAAGUUUCCCAAUGGAAAAACGGAACUUUUAAUUACUUGCCAAGGCAAUGAAUGGGAAAUCGAAGGAACUGAAUGGAAAUCAAUACCUCGCUGCGAACCAAUAUGUCUCCCUGAAUGUCAAAAUAAUGGUAUUUGCAUCGGUCCAAAUCAAUGCAACUGUGCCGAUAAUUAUUCUGGACCUCAGUGUCAAUUUGAAAAUAAACCCUGUUUGAAUUUUCCUCCGACCGUAUAUAAUGCCAAAAAGCAAUGCAAUUCUAAGAGAUGCACAAUUGAAUGCUUAAAAAAUUACGUAUUUCCGGACGGUUCCUCCAUCACUAACCUUGUUUGUAAAAAUGGAAAUUGGGAACCCACAAGAGAUUGGGUUUCGGUACCAGAUUGUAUUCCUGUUUGUUCGCCUCCUUGUGAAAAUGGAGGGAUUUGUCUUUCAUUAAAUACGUGCCAGUGUCCACAAGAUUUUCGGGGUCCACAAUGCCAGUAUCUUUCUAGUGCCUGCAGCGCAGAUAAUAUGGGUUUUAAUGGUGGUUAUCACUGCAGCACAGAAGAAAAUGCAUAUUCAUGUAGCAUUCAAUGUCCUUCGGGCAUAGAUUUUGAAUUUCCUCCAGCAAUAAAGUACACCUGUACUUACGACAAGGGAAUUUUUGAACCGCAACCAAUUCCUCAAUGCAAACCGAAGAAUGGAGUUGAAAUAAUUCCACUAAAGAAAAUUGAACUAAACUAUAGUUCAGUCAAACAAAAUUGGUCCUUUGAUAGUAACUUCUCAUCAAAUAUUAAAAAGGAGUCAUAUCACAAUUACUCUAACAAGUGGCAGAAUGUAGAAUAUAAUGGUCAGAAAGCUCAAAAGGGAAUAAACUAUCCUCACGUUUACGACACUACAAAAAAUAAAGUAACAAUUAUAGAAAGUAAACGACCAGAACCAAAGACAUGUUUCACCUGGGGAGGAGUCCAUUACAAAACCUUUGACGAUGAGAUUUUUAGUUUUGAAAGCGACUGUGCUUACACCUUAUUACAGGACUCUCAAAACGGUCUUUUUACCAUAACAGUUCAGAAUAAUCCUGAAUGUAAAAUCUCUGGUUGCUUCAGAAUAAUUAAGAUAUUCGUUCAAGGAAAGGAAUACACACUUUCGCUGAACGACCACGGUAUUCCUGAAUUUCGUUCUGUAAAGAAAAUAUUACCAAUUCCAAUUCAGUUACCAAAUAUUCGAGUUGAUUGGUCCGCCCAUUUUGUGGUCGUUAAUUUGGAUACGAUGGGACUCAGCAUAAAAUGGGAUGGAGCUUUGAUGAUUCAAAUAGAAGCUUCAGAGUCAUUAUGGAACAAAACCGUAGGCCUUUGCGGAACAAUGAAUGGAGAUGUAAAUGAUGAUUUGAUGACGAAGGAAGGAACUAGACCAAAAAGUAUUGCCACUUUCGCCAGAAGCUGGAAAGUGCAAAAAAUUGGAGAAACUUGCGAUGAAUAUCCAAGCGUAGAACAUUCGUGUGUGUCGAAUAUUAAAUAUGAACAGGUUGCUGCAGAAUUUUGUACAAAAUUAUUAACUGAUCCUAAAUAUCGCGCUUGUUCCAAUUCUAUCGAUGUGUCAAAUUUACAUGUAACUUGUAGAUGGGAUUACUGCGCAUGUAAAGAUUCUGAUAAAAGAAAAUGUGCUUGUAAUACAAUGAGCGUUUAUAUGAGACACUGUGCUCAUAAGAGUACAAUUUUAUCUGGAUGGAGAGACAAUAGUACUUGUCCAUUGGCUUGUUCAGAUGGAAAAAUUUACAUGUCCUGUGGUCCAAAAACCCAUCCUUCUUGUGGAACCGAUUUGAGUUCCAAAACAGGAGACUUAGAUUGCGAGGAAGGUUGCUUUUGUCCCUCUGGAUCUGUUUUGCAUGAAGGAAAAUGUAUUUCAGCAGAAAAUUGUCCUUGUAGAUUGAAAGGGAAGCUUUUUAAACCAGGAACGAUCAUGUCAAAAAAUUGUAAUACCUGUACAUGUUCCUCUGGAAAAUGGGUGUGCACAGAAGCUAAAUGUAAAGCAAGAUGUUCAAUAGUUGGUGAUCCUCAUUAUACAACCUUUGAUGGAAAACGAUUUGAUUUUAUGGGAAAGUGUUCUUACUAUUUAAUAAAGGGCGAUAAUUAUAGUAUCGAAGGUGAAAACGAAGCUUGUUCUGGUGCCAUUUCCGAAAGCAUGGGAUUUUCCCCGUCGACUUCAGAGUUGCCUUCCUGUACCAAAACUGUAACUAUCAGAAUAGAAAAAAAUGCAAUUAAAUUAAAACAAAAUCAUCAAGUUUCAAUUGACGGGGAAGACGUGACUAAAUUCCCGAUUUCAACAAAGGGAGCAAAAAUACAAAUCGCUAGUAGCAUUUUUAUGAUAGUUCGAUUAUCAAACGGUUUGGAAAUUUGGUGGGAUAGUAUAUCACGUGUGUAUAUAACUGCACCUCCAGAAUUUCAUGGUCACACAAAAGGUUUAUGUGGAACAUUUUCCUUGAAUCAGAAAGACGAUUUUCUAACACCCGAUGGAGACAUUGAACAGGCAGUCAUUUCUUUUGCCAAUAAGUGGAAAACCAGCGAACAAUGUCCAGAUGUUGUUAAGAAGGAAUCUAAUCACCCAUGUGACAUUAACCCACAAAAACGUAGUUCUGCGGAAACCUAUUGUUCGAAUUUGAAGAAAAGCAUAUUCCAAGAAUGUCACUGGAGUGUUGAUCCUGAACCAUUUUAUAAAGACUGCUUGUACGACAUGUGUGCUUGUGAAACUAAUAUUGAAUUGUGCCUUUGUCCAACCCUUUCUGCGUAUGCUAAGGAAUGUGCUCACGAGGGAGUAAAAAUAUUGUGGCGCCAUGAAAUUGAGGAAUGCAGAGUUCACUGCAGUGGUGGUCAGGAAUACCAAAUUUGUGGAAAUAGUUGUACAAGAACCUGUGGGGACAUAUCUUUUCACCAAGAUUGUAGGCAAGAAUGCGUAGAGGGCUGUAAUUGCCCUGAAGGAGAGACCUUGGAUACUAAUGGAGAAUGUAUUCCAAUUGGAGAGUGUCCGUGCCCUUACGCAGACUUUGAAUUUCUCGCUGGAUAUCGUGAAGUAAGACCUGGGGUUAAAGGACAAGAAUUGUGUACCUGUGCAGGUGGUAAAUGGAGCUGUCGCAUUGCAACUAAGGAGGAAGUAGUACAGUUUCCUGCCGUAUCAGACAUAAAAUCCUCUUGCAGUCCUCAGACACAUCAAGAAAUAACAACUUGCAAAUCCAUCGAGCCCAGAACUUGUCGAAACAUGCAUGAAUAUAUUGCAAAAAGUCCAGCCGUAUGCAAACCGGGUUGCGAAUGUAAAUCAGGAUACGUUCUCGAUGCAUCGAGUGGUAGCUGUGUUAAAGAACAAAAUUGUCCUUGCUAUCAUGGAGGUCAAAGUUAUACAGAGGGUUCGACAAUACAGGAAGAUUGUAACACUUGUAAAUGCGAAAGUGGCCGGUGGAGAAGCUGUACCAAACGAAGCUGUCCUGGUGUUUGUUCUGUUUGGGGAGAUUCGCAUUAUAAAACCUUCGAUGGUAGGCUUUUCGACUUCCAAGGCUUUUGCGAUUAUGUUCUCGUCAAAGGAAGUCUUAGCAAAGAAGAAGGAUUUGAUGUUUCGGUACGGAAUGUUCCUUGUGGAACCAGUGGAGUUUCUUGUUCAAAAUCUAUAACCCUGACUGUAGGAAGUUCUCAUGAUCAAGAAACUGUUACACUAACUAGGGGAAAGAAACUGCCAAAGACAAAUUUAAAGAGAAUCGCUUUCAGAGAAGCUGGGCUUUUCGUAUUUCUGGACGUGCCGGAUUUAGGCUUGGUUCUGCAGUGGGAUAAAGGUACUACAGUAUAUGUUCGACUGGAUUCAAAGUGGAAAUCUCGUACGAAAGGUCUCUGUGGUGAUUAUAACGACAACAGUGCAGAUGAUUUUAAAACACCAUCUGGUGGGGUUUCUGAAGUUUCUGCUAAUCUUUUUGGCGAUUCAUGGAAGAAAAAUAGUUACUGCCCCGAACCGAAAGACAUUCAGGAUCCGUGUAUUAGAAAUCCGGAACGGAGAGUUUGGGCUGUUCAGAAAUGCGGAGUUUUAAAAUCAGCGCUUUUCAAAACUUGCCAUUCUGAAGUGGAGGUGGAAUCUUAUCUUGAAAAAUGCGUCUACGAUACCUGUGGUUGUGAUUUAGGUGGCGACUGUGAGUGCCUUUGCACAGCUUUAGCUGCUUAUGCCCAAGAAUGUAAUUCGAAAGGUGUUCCUGUAAAGUGGCGUUCACAGAGUUUGUGUCCACUUCAAUGUGAUGAAAAAUGCAGUUCUUAUUCUCCAUGUAUUUCGACUUGUCCUCGCGAAACUUGCGAAAAUCUAUUCACUUUAAAGGAUUCUAUUCAUUUGUGUAGUCAAGAUACAUGCGUCGAGGGAUGUUUAACAAAAUCAUGCGAUGACGGACAAGUUUAUGUUAACUCUAGUUACUCGGAAUGCAUUUCGAAGGAAAUUUGCAAUCCCUUUUGUUUAGAAAUCGACGGGGUGAGUUAUAAGGAAGGAGAUCAAGUAAGAGGAGAUGAUUGUCACACUUGUUUCUGUAGUCGAGGAAAAGUAAUUUGUAAAGGCGAACCUUGCACUACAACUAUAACUCCUAAGCCAACUGAGCCAAAUGAAGAGCCAAGAAAUUGUAUCGAUGGAUGGACACCAUGGCUCAAUAGAGAUUUACCACUUAAAGGAAGGAAAGUUUUUGAUGUGGAACCGCUGCCUUCAUCGAUCGAAUUAAUGAAUAUUAAAGGUUCUGUAGUUUGUAACAAAGAACAAAUGGUGGAUAUUAAAUGUCGAACUAUUGGGUCGAAAAAGACACCCAAAGAAACGGGAUUAGAUGUGGAAUGUAGUUUAGAACGUGGACUUUAUUGUCGUUCCAGAGCCAAUGAACUUCCAUGUGAAGACUUUGAAAUUAGUGUCUUAUGUCGCUGCAAUCAAGAAGCUGCUACUAUACAAUCAACCACAACUAUAAUAAUACCAGAUUCUUGCAAUGUGAACAAACCGAAUCAGAUUCAUCCAACAGAUUGCCACUUGUUCUAUCAAUGCGUUCCCGGAUUUGGCGAAGCUAAAUUAGUUGAAAAAAGUUGUGGAUCAAAUAUGCUCUACAACCCUGAUUUGCAGGUUUGUGACUGGCCGAGUAACGUACUUCUAAAGAGGCCUGAAUGCGCUGGCAAUAAAACAGUAAAAAAGAUCACCAAUGAACCUGUAGGAAUCGAAUCUUGCAAACCUGGCCAGAAAUGGAGUGCUUGUGCAAUUCAGUGUAGUAAAACCUGCGAUUAUUAUCAUUAUUUUUUGAAAAAAGGAGGCCUUUGCAACGAAAAUAACGACUGUAUUUCAGGAUGUAUUUCAAUCAACGGACCCUCAUGCCCAGCACAUAAAUUAUGGAGAGACAAGUACAAAUGUGUGAGUGUUUCUGACUGUCCUUGCAUAUCUCACGAGGAAAAAUUUGUUAAACCCGGAAUGGUUAUCAAAGAGUCCGAGUGUGAGAAAUGCCAGUGUAUAAAUAAUUACUACACUUGUUACAAAUCUUCUUGUAAUGGUUCUUCUUCUUCUACAGAGCCAACUCAAUUCACUUUUGAUCCUACUCCUACUGAGGCAAGCAAAUUUAUUUUAAGCAGUACUAUUUCCCCACCAAGAUUCUGCGAAAAGGAAAAUUUAGUCUGGCUAACAAAGGUUGUUCCAGCAGAUUUUAUUUCAUAUAAUGCCAGUAGUUCAAGAAGCUUAGCUUAUGACCCUCAAUAUUCAGUACUCAACGAUCAACCAACAAAGACUCAAAGUUCGAAAAGUUGGCAGCCUGCAUAUAAUAAUGCAAAUCAAUGGUUGGAAAUUAAAUUAGCGAAACCAGAACCUCUCUAUGGAAUUAUCUUACAAGGAAGUUUGUCCGAUGAUAAAUUCUUGACGAGUUAUCAUAUUAUGUACUCCGAAGAUGGACUGGUAUUUUCAUUCAUAAAUGAUAACAAAAAAGAACCGAAUGUCUUUCAAGGUCCAAUAGACAAGCAACUAGUUCAGCAAAUUUUUAAUCCGCCGAUUGAAGCUUCAGUAGUUCGAAUCAUUCCGAAAUCAUGGCGUAACGGCAUUGCAAUCAGAGCCCAGUUACUUGGCUGUAAAGACGAUUUGACUACGGAACAUAACCGAGAAACAACAAGUUAUGAAUCCUGGUCAACUACGGAAAGUUGGGUUUCGAGCACUAUAGUUGUGGAGCCAGAUUUCCCCCCAGUGUGCAACGACUCUAUGGGAUUGGAUAGCGGAAUAAUGUCAGAUCAACAAAUCUCAGCAUCUUCAUCCUACGAAAAUAUUCUGCCAAAUCUGAAAUUAUCGGCUCCUGGUAUAUGGCGAGCAAAAUUAGACAAUCCAGAGCAGUACGUCAAUUUUGAUUUCCUCCAAGUUCGAAACAUAACUGGUGUGAAAACAAAAGGAGCAGAUAAUAUUUGGACUACUGCCUACAAAGUAUUUUACAGUAUUGAUGGCAAGCAAUGGAUGGCAGUCGUUGAUGACUUUGGAAAUGAAAAAUUAUUCUUAGCCAAUGUCGAUGAUGUUUCUCACAAAACCAAUUACUUUAAUCGACCUCUUCAUACAAGAUUUAUCAGAAUUAAACCGACUUUAUGGCACGAGCAUGUUGGAAUGAAAGCUGAGAUUAUUGGCUGCUUUUUACCUUAUGCUGAAGUGACAACUCCCUCUGUUUCGGAACUACCACUAGUAUACUGCAAGAUUUGCGAAGGAAUUAAGGCGCAGAGUUUCGAAACUUGUAAUUGCACAGAUUCACUUUGGUGGGAUGGAGAGUCUUGUGUUGAUAAAGAAGAAUGCCCAUGCGUUGUUGGACACAUGCCAUACUCAGUGGGUUCAGUUUACGAAACAGAAGACUGUCAAAAAUGCUUGUGUACAAUGGGAGGAACAGCAGCAUGUCAUGCGAAAACUUGCGAGCCCUGUAAAGAACAAGGUUACAGAUCAAUUAUAACUGAGUUAUGUUCGUGUGUCUGUAAACCCUGCCCUCUUGGUACUCGGUUGUGUCCAACCGGAAAUAUUUGCAUCAAUGAAACUUCCUGGUGUAAUGGUGUAGAAGAUUGCCCCGAUGAUGAGAAAAAUUGCGAAUCGACCACAGUCUCUGUUCCAGUUGCAACAACUCAUCGUCCAUGUGAUGUUCCGACUUGUCCACCAGGCUACAAGGUAGUUCAAAAAAGGCCCCAGAAAACAUACAAAAAUAAAUAUUCAGGAAGAUAUGCAGAGCGUUUUGGUACCAAGACCAAAGGAGGCGCUCGAGGGGUUAAGGGUGGUAACAACCAGAAAAUAAGGAAGGAUGAUAACCAGGAAAAUGGCGAGUGUCCCCAAUAUUCCUGUGCAUCGAAUAAACCGCCUCCAGAAUUUCCGGAAUCGGAUCCUUGUCCAAAAGCUGAAUGUCCACCGAAUUACACAGUGAUUUUUGAGAAAACUAGCCCAUACAAGAUAGAAUCUUGCCAAAGAUACACUUGUAGACCUUUACCUCCGGUUCAAGUUGUGUGCCAUAUUACAGGAAGAACAUUUAAUACAUUUGAUAAUUUAGAAUAUAAAUACGACAUUUGCAAUCAUAUUUUGGCGAGGGACAGAUAUGCAAACCGUUGGUACAUUUCUCUGGAAAAGCAGUGUGCUGUUAAUCAACAUCCUUGUAAGCAAGUUCUAGUGAUAAUCCUGGACAGUGAUACGUUCAUAAUGUAUCCAGACUUGCACCUUGAUAUAAACGAUAAUAGUUUUUCACCCGCUGAAAUGAAACGUUUGAAUGAUAAAAACAGCAGGGACUAUACAAUAUCUAAAGUCGGAAAUGCCUUGCAUUUUCUGUCUUAUCGAUAUGGUUUCUGGAUAGUUUGGGAAUCUAAUUCGAAUAUUAAGAUAGGCAUUCCAACCAGAUUAACGAAACAAGUAGACGGUUUAUGCGGAUUCUUCGACGGAGAUAGGAAAAACGAUAGACAAAAACCGGAUGGCACGGAAGCUAGGAGCACUUUGGAGUUCGGAAAUAGCUGGAAAAUGGAAGGGACUCAGGAAUGCGAAUUGCAGGUAUGCCCCCAACACUUUCAAGAAGAGGCCUGGACAAUGUGUAACUCUGUAAAAGACCGUUCCUUGGCAGCCUGUUCAUCUAUUCUGAAUUUGGACAAAUUCGUCUCUCGGUGUCUCGAAACGGCUUGUACAUGUUUGGAAAGCAAUUCCACGUAUAAUGAUUGUAAAUGUCGGAUACUAAGUUCUUUCGUGACAGAAUGUCAAGCCAAUGAUCAAGGAAUCGAUUUUUCUAAUUGGAGAAAUAUACAUGAUUGUCCAACAGAGUGUAAAGCUCCUUUUGUCCAUAAGGAUUGCUUUGGACACAAAUGUGAAGCCAGUUGCGAUAAUUUACAAGAAGUGGAACCCUGUCCGGCUAUUAAAGGAGUUUGUUUUGCGGGUUGCUUCUGUCCUGAUGGAUUGGUCAGAAAUGGUGAUGAUUGUGUACCUCCUACAGAAUGUAGAGACUGUAUUUGCGAUGGAUUUGGAAACACUAAGUUUGUUACUUUUGAUAGAAAAAACUUUGUUUUCGAUGGAAAUUGUACUUUUGUCCUCUCCCAAGAUGUCGUCAGAGGAUCUGGAAAACACACUUAUCAGAUUUUGGUGACUAAAGGCCCCACGGAAACUAUCACAGUUUUAUACCAAUCACACGUGAUACACAUUAGAAAAGAUUCUGGUAUACAGCAGCUUUUAAUUUUCGUCGACGAUGUACCAAUUCUUGAGCUACCUCACAAUACUCCCUGGCUGAAAUUGAAAAAAUCUCCUGGAAAAGAUGUAACUUUGUUAAUCCCAGCCAUCCAAUUGGAAGUAGUGUGUUUCCAAAACGACUUCGCAUUCAUGAUCAGACUUUCAUCUCGAAUUUUCGGAGGGGCUAUGGAAGGUCUUUGUGGGGAUUGUAAUGGAAAUCCUGAUGAUGAUUUUAGAAAACGAAGUGGAGAGACCACGGAAGAUAUUUCAGAAUUCGGAUUAAGUUGGAUACCUACUGAUUUACCACCAAACUUAAAAUUCAAAGAAGAACAUUGUACAACUAAAGUGGAAAAUUGCAGUUCACAAUUUCUGGAUCAUAGUCCUUGCAAUAAAUUGUUGGAUUCCUUGGAAUUUGGGAAGUGUCACAAUUUAGUUAAUCCAGAGCCAUUUUUAGUAGCCUGCCAGGCAACUUUAUGUAAUAAUGGAAAUAUCUGUAACGACUUGGAGGCGUAUGCGAGAACUUGUCAACAUGCUGGUGUUUGUCCCAAAUGGAGAAACUCAAUGUUGUGUCCUUAUAACUGUCCUUCACAUUUGGAAUAUCGUCCCUGCGGAUCCGGCUGCAUAGAAACUUGCGAAACGAUUAAUUCCGUGGAGCCUAGAACCUGUUCUGAUGAUUUAACAGAGGGUUGUUACUGUCCAGACGAUCAAGUAAUGCACAAUGAAACUUGUGUUCCGAAACGAAAUUGUCUGAUCUGUGACGAUCAAGGACACAUUGAGGGCGACAUCUGGAAUCCAGAAAAAUGUACAAAGUGCACUUGUGAAAAUAAAAUCGUUAGUUGCCAAAAAACUGAGUGUCCUGUAAUAACCUGCGAUGAAAAUUACGACACUGUUGUUGUGCCUACAUCAGAGAAGGAUUGUUGUUUCAAAUAUAUAUGUGUUCCAAGAGGAGGAAACUGUACAGAAUUUCAGCAACCAAAAUGUGGUUUUGGGCAAAUUUUGAAAACUCGUAAAGAUUCUGCCGGUUGUCAGAAAUUUAUUUGCGAAUGUUUACCAAAGGAUCAGUGUCCAUCACUUAAUGAUAUUAUCGUAUACGAGGAAGAAGAACUAGAACCAGGAUUUAUACGAAUUUUGGAUACAUCAGAGUGUUGUCCAAAACCCACUAAAGUUUGUAAGCCGGAAACAUGUUCGAAGAAACCAGAAUGCCUACCAUAUUAUAAAUCUAUUGUGAAACAAGGUUUAUGUUGCCCUAUUUACAAAUGCGAACCACCCAACGAUUUAUGCUUGUACACUUCUGUUUCGAACGAUGCAUCCUUCUUGGAAAACACGCUGCCCAAAAAAAUCGGUGAGAAAUGGAGGGAUGGAAAAUGUAAAACUUGUUCGUGCGAAUUUUUAGAAAAUAAACCAACAUCUCAAUGCGUAACAAAACUGUGCCCGCGACCAGAAAUAAAUGAUUUUGUGAUUGAAGAAAUCGUAUUUGAUCACGAAUGUUGUCCCGCUUUCAAAAAAACUGCGUGUAGAGAUGGAGAAAAUGUAUAUAAGGCGGGCGAAAAGUGGGCACUAAAUGCCACAGACAUUUGUACUUUGAUGGAGUGCGUGACUGGAGUGAACGGACUCGAGAAACAAAUUCUUUAUCAAGAAUGCAACACAGUGUGCGAAAGAGGACAUGAAUAUCAACCAUCUUUUGACAAGAGCAUUUCUUGCUGUGGAAAAUGUGAACAAAAAUUCUGCGUUUUUGGUGACACAUUGUACAAAUCGGGAGACAAAUGGGCUUCUGAUGACAACUGCACAACUUUUGAAUGUGUCAAACAAAAUGAGCAGUUCCUCGUGACUAGCAGCCUACCUGUUUGUCCAGAAUUAACAGGUUGCCGAUUCGACUCUAUUUACAACGACGGUUGUUGUAACCGAUGUAAUAUUUCUUCUCUCGACAGAAAUGAAUGUGCUGCUGAAAUGAUGGAUUUGAAUGCGACUGUGGGUAUUAUUGUUACCAAGAAGGGUUUUCGAUUGUGUAAGAAUUUGCAACCUAUUAGUGGUUUGACAGAAUGUCUGGGGCAUUGUGCGUCUUCAACACACUUCGAUCUUGCGACUUGGGGUCAAGAAAGCAACUGUCGAUGUUGCCAACCCUCGAAUUACACAGGACUACUUGUGGAUCUAACCUGCGAGGAUGGAACAAUUUUGAAAAAACAAUUGACUGUACCAACUGCCUGCUCUUGUGAAUCAUGUUCCUCAGCUAAAAAUCAAACUAAAAAUCGGAAAUUUGGCACUAAAGGAUAGAUUUGUAUUAAUAUUAAGA